AUGUCUGGAUUCUUUGGAAGGAUUUUCGGGUUCGGAGAAUCAACCGACGGUACCGCCGCCGAGGAGCCGAUGAUUGCAGAGGAAACUGUCGAACGCUCAGAAUCCGGAGGUUCGUCUGGUAAUGACUGUAGCUUCUCAUUUGGAGAAGAUUCUUCAGAUGAUGAGAAAAUGGAGGAGAGCGGAGAAAGAACCGUUGAGGAGGAAGAGGUCUGCGAAGAAUCGAUCGAGGACUUAGAUGACUCGAUCGAUAAACAAGAGUACUCUUUUGGAGAAGAAGAGACUGCUGAAAAUUCUGAAGAGGUUCUCAAUGACGGUGUCAAGGAGACUCAGAAAGAAUCAACUCAAAUUGAUAUCAAUGAGAAUCCAAUAGAAGAAGCUCAUUCAAUCUCUCUAGAUUCUGUAGAUGAUCUAAGCGACAUUGAGCAUGGAAAUGAAACAUCAGUUAAAGAAGAUUCAGGAGAGGUUGAUGAGCUCGUUCAUCAGAAUAACGGAGAUUCAGAAUAUGGUGAAGAUAGUUUCUCAUUCGGGGAGGAAUCUGAAGCGAGCGAUUUCGAAGAAUUCAGAAAUAUCAAUGAUGAGGUGGAAAGUGUUGGGAGCUGCUCGAGUCCAUCUGAUAAUUCGUUUGAAGAAUAUGAAGAUGCAAUUAGUACUGAGAAGAGUGAAUUCACGGAGACUUCAGAAGCCGUUCAGAUUGAGCUCAACUCAGAAUUGAAUAACGAGAAAGUUUUGGAUGAAGAGAAAUUGGAAGAACAUGAAGAUGCAUUGAAUACGGAGGUGAAAGAGUUGGUUGUGGAGACUUUGGAUAUGACACAGAAUGACGAUUUUGAGUUGAACGACGAGAAAUCAGAAGAAGGAAACGUCAUGAAAAAUGAACCGGACGCAUUUGAAAACAUGUCAGAUGAUUCAAUGCUUCAGGAGGAGAAAAAAGAAAACGAAGUUUAUGAAGUCAUUAGUGAUCCAGAAGACACCAGUGAUAACGAGAGUCAACUCAUUGACUUCACAAUGAGUCAGAUGCAACAAAUGGAGUUGGAGAACAAUGAUGAGGAAGUUGUUGAGGAGGAGUUCACUGGAAAGUCUGAAACUUUGAAGAGAACGUCAGAAGACCCAGAAACAACUGAAUCAGUGAAGAGCGGAGAGGUUGAGACUGAGAAUCCAGACAAGCUUCGCCCAAUCAAAUGCGGAUCGGAAACCAUCGAUAAAGAAGAGCAUGUUGGUAUCUGUGAAACAUCUGUAAAAACUGGCACUCUCACUACUGAUGAUUCCAUGAAAAAGAAGAGAAAAUCGAAAAAGAUCUCCAAGGAACAUAUUCUCGCCUACGAAGAGUACAUCAGAGCUACUGAAGCUUAUGAACUUGCCCUCGAACAACAUGUUCGUCAGUUGGAACGGUGCUUGGCCGUCAAUGAGAAAAUUCUUCGCAUCACCGGCACUGCAAAAUAA
Molecule: messenger RNA, 1437 nt
Organism: Caenorhabditis remanei
Lineage: Eukaryota; Metazoa; Nematoda; Chromadorea; Rhabditida; Rhabditidae
Exons: 3
Coding region: 1-1437 (478 amino acids)
Source: RefSeq, a predicted model, not a curated record